AUGGGUUGUGGAGGAAGCAAAAAUAAUGCCAAUGCAGUGCCACCUAAAGUAACUGAAAAAGAGACUUUUUCAAGCGGAGAUUAUGACAAAGGCAAGCCUAAAAAUGAAGAAAUCCCUGAUGAAGAAGCUGUUGUAUUGACCAAUGCAAAAGUUUUGAAAAAGAAACCUACCGAUUUCAGAGACAACCUUGAAGAACCUAAAGCUCCUGCAAUUAUCUCUAUCAAAAAGGAACCAGUAAUCCCUACAAGAAUCGAAGCAGAAGAGCCAAAAUUUAAAUCUACAACUGUAGAGCCUACAAAUGAAAACAUUCCUAUAAAUAAACCCCUAGCAUUCCAGCCUCCUCCUAAGCCGCCUUCAAAAUUGCCACCGCUUACUGAGAAGCCAAAUUUCCCUAAUAUGAAGCCUGAGUUUGAUUUUGACUUCCUUGAUGAAAAUGAAAAAUCAAAAAGAGGAGGAAUUGAUUCACAGAGGAAAGCGGCUGACAAAGAGGUUAUCGUUGAUCAGUUGUUAGAGGAAUUUAACGAUAUUUAA
Blepharisma stoltei is the source of this 531-nucleotide messenger RNA. NCBI's taxonomy places the organism in Eukaryota, Ciliophora, Heterotrichea, Heterotrichida, Blepharismidae. The record is from the annotation of a GenBank genome assembly.